Molecule: messenger RNA, 405 nt
Organism: Cherax quadricarinatus
Lineage: Eukaryota; Metazoa; Arthropoda; Malacostraca; Decapoda; Parastacidae
Source: RefSeq, a predicted model, not a curated record
CAGUUUACCGCAAUGACCACGCUCAACAAGAUCAUUGAUGCCGCAGUGGUUCACCGCAUCGGCGACCUUGUUAUUGUACCAGAGAACCAUCUGCUGCCACCUGGGAGUGACAGGAAGUGGAAGCUACAGGUGGGUGUGGUGGAAGGCAGCAGCACACAUAGUGGACUGGGUCGUCAGGACAGCAGGACUGGCAGUGUGUUAAGUGGUGACGGGGGCAGUUCUAGCACCGUGGGCACCCCUGACUCUAUCCCUGGCAGGGGCAUCGUGGGUCACUAUGGUCAGUGGAUGCUCAUGUGGCGCCAGCACGCCACCAAGGACGCCACGGACGCCGACAAGGAGCAAAACGUCACUAUUAUUGGUAUGUAUGGUAGUGGGCAGUGUGCUGUAAGGUGGAGGUGUGGUUAG